Messenger RNA from Meloidogyne enterolobii, 2256 nucleotides. The record is from the annotation of a GenBank genome assembly. NCBI's taxonomy places the organism in Eukaryota, Metazoa, Nematoda, Chromadorea, Rhabditida, Meloidogynidae.
AUGGACGUAAAUAAAAAUACUAAAAUUGAAGACAAAAAUAAAAUUGAGGAUAACAACAGUUGUGAUCACCAAGAAAAAUGGAGAUCGGCGGCCAUUGAAGAAGAUUUAUGGGAUAUGUCCCGCAGAAAACGAGUUAAAGAAGUGUUGGGUUCUAAUGAUUUUCGGAGUGAAUUAGAACAAAUCGUUUGCCCAGACAUUGCAAGAUCCUUUCCAGAAGAUUUGAACAGUGCAAUGGCCUCUUUAAACAUUCAGACAGCUAAUUAUUCUCGUUUACCUCAACUUUUGCCUUUAAAUGUCAACCAAGUUUUAAGCACUCCACCAAUUAAAAUCGCAGAUAUUGCCCGUAAUAAUAAUUUAUAUUCGUUGGAAGAAAAACAACAAAGAAAUAAAUUGGCUACAAUUUAUAGACUUGUGGAUCUUUUUCAAUGGUCACAGGGGAUUUAUAAUCAUAUAACGGUAUGGGGAGAAUUUUCAAUUUUUUUCACAAAUUUUUUUAAGCUUCGCCUUCCUGGAACUGACCCUGCUCAAGUUUUAAUUAAUCCAUUUGGAUUGCUCUACAAUGAAGUAACUGCCUCUUCGCUCAUUAAACUCAGUUUAUCCGGAGAUGUGAUAGACCAAGGCUCUACAAAUUUGGGAGUUAAUCAGGCUGCUUAUGUUCUUCAUUCAGCUAUUCAUGAGGCUAGACCAGAUGUUCAUUGUGUCAUUCAUUUGCAUACGGCCGUUGUUGCUGCUGUUAGCGCCAUGAAGUGCGGAUUAUUACCAAUUUGUCAGGAAGCUAUGAUCAUUGGCCCUGUAGCUUAUCAUGAUUAUCAGGGAAUUUUGACUGAUGAUGAGGAGAAAAAGUCAAUAGUUAGCGAUUUGGGCGAUAAAAAUGUGAUGAUACUUCGAAACCAUGGUUUUGUUGCAUGUGGUCGAACAGUGGAGGACGCUCUACAUCUGGCAUUUCAUACGUAUACUAUUUUACUUUUAUUUAGAGUUCGACAUUUUCAAAUAACCGGGCCCUACUUUCCCGAUUUUUUCCUUCAGAUCAGAGCUGCACGCGUUGGAAUUGACAAAUUAAUUAUACCUUCUGAUGAAGCAGUCCAAAAAGCUUAUUCUACGGCUAGAAGUGGAGGUGGUGGAGGAGUAAAUCGAAUUCAACAAAAUUUAACUGCCAACAUUUCUUGGGGUAUUGGAGAACUUGAGUGGGAAGCGUGGUGUAGGAUUUUGGACACAGCGGGAUUUUGUACUGGACACAUUUAUCGAAAUAAAUUGCUUCGUUCAACAUCACAGCCUUCCCAUCAUUCAAUGUAUAAUCUGUCAAGUAUAGCAACUCCAUCAAAUGGACCAGCAUCGCUGGGAACUAUUGAAGAAGGAACAUCAACAUCAUCAAAUUGGCGUCUUUCCUUGCUUCUUCAAAAAGAAAAAGAGAAGGCUAUUUGGUUAAAUUCGCCUUGUAAUUAUUUAAAAGUGCAACUACCAGAGACGGGAACUGAUUGUCCUCGAUUAAUUACAAGAUGGGUUGAGCAGCAAAGCGUCAGUUCCAAAAGUGGCACGCCGGUGAAGAUUAAUUCACCCUUGCAGUUUAGCCCUAGCAGUUUGGAUAUGCGGGAAUUCAGAGAAAAAAGAAGAAAAUUGAAAGAGGCUAGAAUGAGUGGAAAAGUUUCACCUGGCCCUCAGUCAUUAGUUCUUGAUGGAUUGACAUUAACGGACAUUGAAGGGGAAAAACUACGUCCAGUUUAUAUUGGCGCUGCUUCCAAAGGAAUAGUUCAAAAAGAUCAACAGAUUAAUGCACAGGUUUAUAGAAAACUUUAUUCAGCAAAUCCAUUCAAAAAUGAUGAUCAUUUUAAUAACGGAUUGGAAAAUUAUUUGAAAAAAUUUGGAGAAGGAAAAAUAAAAAAAUCACAAAGUAAUUAUUGUGGGAUGAAUGGAAAUGUUAAUGAUACACCAACAAAUAUUAUUGUCAAUUCACAGUCAGUACCAAUAACUCCUAUUCAUUCAGUUAAAGAAAAUGGUGGAGGAAGUCAGAAAAUUAUAUGCGAUAAACACUCACUAAUAAAAUCAACUGAAAGAAGUACAUCAGAUGCUGGAAUAAAUGGAAAAGGAGGAGGAGGGGAAUUUUUCAAAAAUGGAAAGAACAAUGGAACAAUUGAAGCUUCGUUUAAAAAAGAGGUUUUUAUAAAUGAAAAAAAUUUUUUUGAUGACUUUUCUAAGUUAAAUGGAAAGAAGAGACGUUGGAGAGAAUUUUUUCUUUUUAGACGAAAAAAGAGCGGUUAA